Messenger RNA from Dujonia railenensis, 2703 nucleotides. Lineage: Eukaryota; Fungi; Ascomycota; Pichiomycetes; Serinales; Debaryomycetaceae. The record is from the annotation of a GenBank genome assembly.
AUGUCGACUCUAUUAUCCGAGAAAAACGCUUUCAUUCCUUCCUUGUAUAAGCUUUCGCUCUCCAUUGAUCACAACAAAUCAACUUUUAAAGGUCUUAUCUGCAUCGAUUUGGUAGCAAAUGCUUCAAAAUUUAAAGACUCUGGAGAUUUCGAAGUGACAUUGAAUUCUUCAAAAAUUGUAGUAACAAGUGCGACUUUAAAAUUGAAUACUGAAAUUAGCGACUCGCAACAAGCAGAGGAAAAGUUGAAAAUUGUCUACAAUAAAGACAAGGAACAAGUGACAUUUUCCAAACAAGAUGUAAAGGUUGUACAACCCCAAUGCCUGUUGGUAUUAGAGUAUGUAGGUCAGCUUAACCAAAUCAAAACUUACUCUGAUCCCACAUUCGGAUUAUACAAGACAAACUACUUAGACACAGUUAGUGGCACUAGUACAAAUUAUAUUCUCGCAACUCACAAUCAACCUUGUUUCACUAGAAAAGUCUUCCCUUUAAUCGAUGAAAUUGGGUUCAAGGUCCCCAUUAAAUUAGAGUUGGAAACCUUAAAUAAAUUCAAAGCUAUCUCCAAUGCAAAGUUAGAAAGCAAAGAGCCCAUUUCGAUGAGUGAAUUGGCAUUGUUCAAGUUUAAACAAACCCCUCCUAUUUCUGGACACUUAUUUUCUUUGGUAUUAGGAGACUUGGAAUGUAGAAGUAUUGAUGAAGGUGAUGAGAGUAUACCUAUUUCAUUUUAUACCCCAAUUGGCGAAGGUAAUAAAGCUGCUUAUCCAUUAUCAGUAGCAAGUAAGAUCCUACCUUUCCUUUCGAAACAACUUCAAACCCCUUAUCCAUUGGAGAAAUUAGAUUUUGCAGCUAUACCAUUUCUUUCAGAUGUCGUGAUGGAAAACUGGGGACUCAUCACUUUGCUCCUGGAACAGGUUUUAAAUAGCUCGAGUAAGCAACAAAUCCGUCAGCUAAUCUCUCAUGAAUUAGUACACCAAUGGGUUGGGAACUUGGCUACUUUCAAUGAUUGGAAGUGGAUGUGGUUAAAUGAAUCAUUCGCUACCUGGUUGGGUAAUGUUAUCCUCAAGAAGAUUGAAAUUGAAGUUGAAGAUAAGCAGAACUUUGCUUUGAAUACAAUAAUUGAAAAGCAUCAAGAAAUGGUGUCCUCUAAUGUUUCAAUAUCCGAGUUCACAAACUCCCUACUGGGUUAUAUUCUAAACUGCACUACUUCCAACACCGGGGAUUUAUUCAACAGAGAAGUUUACGAGAAAGGUAUUUCUUUAUUGAAUAUGAUUGCAAGUGUACUUGCUGGGGGCGAAGAAAAUGAGUACACUAAUAUGUUGCAAGGUGUUUCCAAUUUCAUUGAAAAGUAUAAGUAUACUUCAGCAUCUGGAGAUGAGCUUUGGAAAUGCUUAGAUGAGCGAACCGGUGCCCCAUUGAUCGAAAUAAUUGACUCAUUUACAGCAAAUCAUGGAUUCCCAAUUGUUGAAGUUAAACUUGAAAAUGGGAACUUGAUAUCUAGUAUCGAUCAAGAAGGUUUUGAGCUUGCAUUAUUCUCAAAAUCAACUGACGGUAAAUUGAAAACUAUUAUUACUAAAGAGAGAAAAACAAUUCUAGCAGAAAACGAAAGUUCUUUCGUCUGCCUCUCUAACGUUGGAUAUUAUCAAGUUAAAUAUUCCUUGUCUGUAUUACCAUCUCUAGUUGCAAAUUUCGGCCGUUUGUCAUCUACAGAUCUUUUAACCGUAAUCACCGACUAUGGCUACUUUCUCCAACUGGCACAAGAUUCUUCUCCAGAUGAACUUAUUGUUUAUGUAAAGUUGAUGGACAUUUUUGCUUCAUCAGAGUCUUCUGUGGACUUUAACGUCUUGAGUGUUGCCCUUUCGUUUUUGGAAAAAAUUAAUAAUAUCUUGCUUCACUAUUCCACCUACGACGAAUUCUCAAAAUGGUUACUGAAUUUUACUGUCAAAUUAUCAAAUAAAAUAGGUAGUUGGGACUUACAAUUGAAGAGAGGGGACACAUAUUCUCCUGCUGAGAUGUCAGCUAGAAACUCUAUUCUUCUUUUAAACCUACAGAAUCCAGAUUUCCAAAGUAUUGGUAAAAAAUUGUUCAGGAAUUUGGUUAACCCUGGAAUGACUAAACCUUUUACACCAAAGGAGCUAAUUCCAUCAAUUUUCAACCUCGUUAUGCUGCUGGCAAGCCAAAAAGAAUACAAGCAGGUUCUUGCCUUUGUGAAAAAUUCGGAAGGAAGUGUCUUAGACAACACUAAUAGUUCCAAGGAGUAUUUCCAAACAUGUGCCAUAUCGUCGCUAUCUUUUGUAAACAGCCAAGAUUUGUUAUCCAAGCUGCUUAACUUUGUCCUCACGAACAUUGAUUCCAAGUUAAUUGAGUUGGCUUUAAUCGGAUUCCAAUACAAGCAUGACAAAGAUGCAAAGUUGAAACUUUUCCAAUGGUACUCUGUAAACUAUGGCACCCUCGUUUUACGUUCAUUACAGCAAAAUAAUUCAUGGUCUGUCCAAUUAAAAUCAACUUUGCAUAAUUUAACGAGAUUAAUCUUAGGAGACAUUAUGGUUUUUGAUCCAGAGUUAUUGAAGUUGAAGUCUGAUUUUGUUGAAAAGGGCAAAAAAUUGCCUGAACACGGAUUAAUUGAUACUUUGAGCCAAAAACAAGAAGAAAAUGAUUAUAAAGUUGUCAUUGGGUCAUAUUACGAAAACCUCAUCCGAACCUUGUAG